CUCCAAUUUGGGAGUGUCUCCUAGGGGAGUUAAGCCGGUGCCUAGCGAUCCUUUAGGGAAACGUGCUUACGCCUGGCGACGAUCACCCCGUGUUCUCGUAAUUUCUGUCGGCACAUCGUGAGACCCGGGAGGCUUUAGUGAGAAUUAGGCCCGGGUAGCGCUGAUCCUACUCCGGCUGCUGUGAUCCGCGAUUGCGGAUAUAUUUCGUAGAGGUUCUCACGACGAAUCACGGGUUAUCCUAAUUUGGGUGUCUGUCUACGAAGUAAGGUUUCUUCUUCCGCCUUCCAGUUCGAUAUCGGUCCAUCUUUCAGGACAGACUUCAUCAUGGUUUCUUCACGCUUUCUGACGCUGGCCCUCAGCGCGUCGGCAUCUGUUGCGACAGCUUUGACGACACCAGCAAGGAGUGAGACCGCAUCUGCUCAAUGCACCAAGACCCUACCACAGGGGCGUGCACCUGGGAACGAGUACAAAAUUCCUUACACCGACAAAGAAGGAAGAUCCCGAGACUAUCUCCUGUUCUUACCACCGAAAUACUCCACGAAGUCCAAUAACCCGAUCAUAUUCUCCUACCACGGUGGAACUAGAACACCAGAGUCUCAGCGAGAUCUCGACCGCCUGGAAACGCCAUACUUCAAUACUGAUCACAUCGUUGUCUAUCUACGCGGAUACGAGGAACGAUGGGAAGGCACUCCUAAUAUCACCAAGAGAAAUGACAUUGAGUACACCAGCAAUGUAUUGGACGACCUCGAGAAGACAUAUUGCAUCGAUACGAACCGUGUUUUCAUGACCGGCAAAUCCAACGGCGGCGGCUUUGUCAACUAUGCUGCCUGCCACAAAGAACUCUCAACGCGCUUUGCUGCUUUUGCGCCCGUCUCUGGCUCUUAUUACAUCGAGGGUGCAGAGGGUUGCAAUCCCAAGACCGUCGAUAUCCCGUGCAACCCCGGAAGGUCCAACAUACCUCUCAUUGAGUUUCACGGUGGAAUCGAUGGAACUAUUCCCUACCAAGGCAAUCCUAGCCGCCGCGGCGCUUGCUUGCCUGAUGUCUUUCACUGGGUAACUGAAUGGGCUGUUCGUGAUGGCCUCGACGAAAAGGCGUGCGAGAAGAAUAUCACCUCUCGUGCACAGAUGUAUCGCUGGGGAUCAGGUGAUAUGAAGGGUCUCGUCACCCACGUCUACGAGCACGAUGUUGAUCAUAGCUGGCCGUACACUGGGGUGAAUGCCGACAACAAGGAGCACGGAGAUGGUCCGGCAUCCUACAAUGCGUCUUCGUAUAUCAUGGACUUCUUCAGCAAACAUAUCCUGGCUUGAGAUUAACAGCGCCCAUACUGCGAUCAGCUAGAACUGCAUCUAGAACUGCAUCAUAAUAAUGAUAAUGUCACAUCUCAAAUAGCAGCUGCCUCAAAAUGUGCAAAUCCCAUUUCAUCAAUGCUAUUAUCCUCCAUCGCCACCUCCACCUCCUCCACCACCGCCGUCACCGCCGCAUCCUCCGUCCCCGCCGCCGCCGCCGCCACCGCCGCCACCAUCCCCUCCACCGCAAUCACCA
This is a messenger RNA of Colletotrichum acutatum, 1543 nucleotides long. RefSeq names its product carbohydrate esterase family 1 protein. The coding region runs from base 325 to 1308 and encodes 327 amino acids. The record is from RefSeq and is a predicted model, not a curated record. Gene Ontology annotation, molecular function: feruloyl esterase activity. Lineage: Eukaryota; Fungi; Ascomycota; Sordariomycetes; Glomerellales; Glomerellaceae. The transcript is spliced from 2 exons.